AGGGAGUACAAAAACUAAACCCAAAAAAGGACACCCAAAAUCCCUCCUCACCGUUCACUCAACACCGAUACCCUCGUCCUCCUCUUUUUCCCCUUCCUCUGUAUUCUCAGUGUUCAACCAGCAAAGCGACGCCGUUUUGUUCGGUAUUCUAGGUGUUUUAGCAUACUAUAGAGUAGGUAGUUUUCAUAACUGCAAUGGCCGCUCCAUCCUCAUUGAACAUGUGUGCAUCGAGCGGGGCGGUGGGUGCUUGUAAUGUGAGCAAAUCUCAAAAGGUUUUAAUGAGCGGCUGCCCGGGUUUAUUUGGGAAAAAGUUGGUUAAUUCCAUGCCAAUUUGCUCAUCCGCCGACUUCACCCGGUUAAGGUGUUCUUUCGGGGCAAAACCUUUAAAAUGGGAAUCGAACGGGGAGGUUCCGGUGAAGUUUGGAGUUCCUUGCCAUGUAGUUGGUGUUAAGAAUACAAAUUUCUUCUCAGUAGGUCAGAAAUUUCAACUGGAUGAUGUGCUUGAAGCUCAGCAGUUUGAUAGAGAGACUCUUAGUGCAAUAUUUGAGGUGGCGCGGGAAAUGGAGAGGGUUGAGAAAAACUCUGUUGGGAGCCAGAUUUUGAAGGGAUACUUAAUGGCCACUUUGUUUUAUGAGCCUUCUACCAGAACCAGGCUUUCGUUUGAAUCUGCUAUGAAACGGUUAGGUGGAGAAGUUUUGACUACUGAGAAUGCAAGGGAGUUCUCAUCAGCAGCAAAAGGAGAGACACUUGAGGAUACUAUUAGAACAGUUGAAGGGUACGCGGACAUUAUUGUAAUGAGGCACUUUGAAAGUGGUGCUGCUAGAAGGGCUGCUGAAACUGCUGGAAUUCCCGUCAUAAAUGCAGGAGAUGGUCCAGGGCAGCAUCCAACUCAGGCUCUUUUAGAUGUAUACACGAUUGAAAGAGAGGUCGGAAAACUAGAUGGCAUUAGUGUUGCAUUGGUUGGUGAUCUUGCUUAUGGAAGGACUGUUCGUUCACUGGCAUAUUUGCUUGCCAAGUAUAAUGAUGUCAAAAUAUACUUUGUUGCACCAGAUGUGGUGAGAAUGAAGGAUGACAUUAAGGAGUAUUUGACCUCGAAGAACAUUCAAUGGGAAGAAAGUGCUGACUUGAUGGAAGUAGCUUCUAAAUGUGAUGUAGUUUAUCAGACUCGAAUUCAACGAGAGCGUUUCGGGGAAAGGAUUGAUCUUUACGAAGAAGCAAGAGGGAAAUACAUAGUAAAUCGAAAUGUGCUGAAUGUGAUGCAGAAGCAUGCUGUAGUCAUGCACCCUCUUCCACGUCUUGAUGAGAUAACUGUAGACGUGGAUCAAGAUCCAAGGGCGGCCUACUUCAGACAAGCAAAGAAUGGUCUUUAUAUCCGAAUGGCUUUGUUGAAGCUUUUACUUCUUGGAUGGUAAUCGGUAGAUUAGGUAUAUUGUGAGAUUAGUGACCUAAAGUCUUGUUAAGUAGGAGCAAGAUGGCUACUGUAGACAAUAAAUUGUUGUGUUUUUUGGAGAAUGUGUUUCAAGUUUAAAGAAAGUUUUGGUAAUUUCUUGCAGAUGAUGCAAUUGAGUAAUUCAAUCAGUCUGUACAUUACCAGAUACGAGCUAUAUCAGAGUUUUGAGAUAA
Messenger RNA from Spinacia oleracea (spinach), 1623 nucleotides. RefSeq names its product aspartate carbamoyltransferase 1, chloroplastic. Lineage: Eukaryota; Viridiplantae; Streptophyta; Magnoliopsida; Caryophyllales; Amaranthaceae. The transcript has 6 exons. The record is from RefSeq and is a predicted model, not a curated record. Gene Ontology annotation, molecular function: aspartate carbamoyltransferase activity; amino acid binding. Gene Ontology annotation, biological process: amino acid metabolic process; 'de novo' pyrimidine nucleobase biosynthetic process. The coding region runs from base 195 to 1412 and encodes 405 amino acids.